Limanda limanda (common dab) is the source of this 3441-nucleotide messenger RNA. RefSeq names its product dual specificity phosphatase 27 (gene styxl2). The transcript is spliced from 5 exons. The record is from RefSeq and is a predicted model, not a curated record. Gene Ontology annotation, biological process: protein dephosphorylation; negative regulation of MAPK cascade. Gene Ontology annotation, cellular component: cytoplasm. Lineage: Eukaryota; Metazoa; Chordata; Actinopteri; Pleuronectiformes; Pleuronectidae. Gene Ontology annotation, molecular function: MAP kinase phosphatase activity; protein tyrosine/serine/threonine phosphatase activity. Bases 1 to 3441 code for a protein of 1146 amino acids.
AUGGAGUCGACCAAUGAGAGCGAGGAGCACGGUGACCAGGCGGUUCCUGAUGAAGACGAGGAAGAGGAGGAGCGGAGCGUCAGAGGAGUCCAGUCCCAUUACCUCCGCUGCCCCUCCCCCAGUUUCUCCAUGAUGUCCGACUCCAGGUUCUCGGCGAUCUCCGGCUCGGACGCUGCGAGCAUCUUCAUGGAGCCGAUCCACCUGUCGUCGGCCAUCGCUGCCAAGCAGAUCAUCAACGAGGAGCUGCCGCCCCGUGGCGUCCGCAGCGAGUCCGUCCCCGAGUCCAUGCUGGAGACGGCCGAGCAGCUGAUGGUGGAGGACCUGUACAACCGGGUCAAGGACAUGAUGGACGACCGCAGCCCCUACAACACGCCCUGCGUGCUGGACAUCCAGAGGGCCAUGGUCGGGGACCGCCAGGAGGCGCCGCUCAACCAGGUGGACGAGGUGUGGCCCAACGUCUUCAUCGCCGAGAAAUCCGUCGCCGUGAACAAAGCUCGUCUGAAGCGAAUGGGCGUCACCCACAUCCUGAACUCCGCCCACGGCACCGGCGUCUACACCGGAGACACCUUCUACACCGGCAUGAACAUCCAGUACCUGGGCAUCGAGGUGGACGACUUCCCGGACGCAGACAUGUCGGUGCACUUCAGACCGACCGCAGAGUUCCUGGACGAGGCCCUGCUGACGCACAAAGGAAAGGUUCUGGUUGUUUCCAUGAUGGGCGCCAGUCGCCCCGCCGUCCUGGUGGCGUCCUACCUGAUGAUCUUCCAUCACAUGACCAUCAUGGAGGCGCUGACGACCCUGAGGAAGAAACGCCCCAUCAACCCCAACGAGGGCUUCCUGAAGCAGCUGCGCGAGCUGAACGAGAACCUGAUGGAGGAGCGCGACGACGACGACGACACGCUCAGCCAAUGCUCCGUGGUCGACGCUCGCACCCGGAAGUGCCUCUUCGGCGACGGGGGGGGCGACGACGAGGACGACUACGAUACGGAGAAGGAAGACGAGCAGAGCAUGGUCCAGGUGAAAGCUAACUCCAUCACGAUGGAGGAGGAGGAGGAUGCAGAGAGCGUGAUGAGCAGCGUCGCCUCCUCCUCCGCCGCCGCGGCGCUCAGGAGCGGACCGAUCGGGAACCAGAGCGGUCCGGACGGCCAGGGAUCGACCUCCGAGGGGGGGGUCCUCCCCGAGCAGGACGCCGAGGAAGACGAGGACGAAGACGGCCUGGACAGUAUGAUCCGCGAGUGGCAGCGGAGGAACGACAAGUAUCAAAGUGAGGAGUGGUGGGAGGCGCAGCUGAACAGCGAGGCUGAAGAUGGAGAAUCUGUCGUAGGAGACGUGAAGAGGACGAAGGACGGAGCCGACGCCGACGUGGACAGCGUCACCAGCGAGGACGUGCGAGCGGUGAAGGAGCGGCUGAAGCGCCGCAGCCGACGCCCGCCUUCUGAUGCCAUGUCCACCUCCAGCAGCAUGAACUACUCUGAUCUCUGGAACCAGCGGCUGAGAGAGAUCGAGGAACAAGCCGCCACUCGUUACCGCAAGAGAGAGGAGGACGAGAGCAGCGAGAGCACCCCCACAGAGGGAGGAGGAGGAGGAGGAGGAGGAGGAGGAGGAGGAGGAGGAGGAGGAGGAGGAGGAGGAGGAGGAGGAGGAGGAGGAGGGAAGACAAAGAUUGACGACGAGGUGCAGAGCAUCCUCUCGGACUCCAGCUCCAUGUACAACUUCUGCCAGAAGAACAAGGAGAAGCUGACGCCUCUGGAGCGUUGGCGCGUCAAGAGGAUCCAGUUCGGCUGGAACAAGAAAGAUCACGAGGAUGGAGAGAAGAGUUCGGUCGGAGACGGAGAAAACGGCGAGGGAGAGGUGAAGACCCCGGCUUUCCAAGACGUCAACCUGACGGCGUAUCAGGCGUGGAAGCUGAGGCAGCAGAAGCGACUUGGCGAGGAGAACACGGAUGAGAUCCUGGAGAUGAGUCGAGGUGAAGACUCUGCCACCAUCAAACGGAGGCAGAGACGGGAGGAGAUCCUGGAGCGUUCGAAGAAGACGUUGGAGGAGAGUCAGUCCAUGUGCGGCUGGGAGGCGGAGAGCUGCGUGAGCGGAGGCACCAUCCCUCUCUCCGCCUUCUGGGCCGGAGCCGGCGUCACCGGCUCGCCCAGCGUCGCCAACGACGACAACGUGUCCAUGCUCAGCGGGAGGUCGUCAGUCAUAUCCUCAGUUUCACAACCUCGCAGCUCGAGGUCGGCCCAGUCCUCAGGUUCUCCUCAUCCGCCUGUUCCCCCCAUCCUGCCGGUGCCCACCAUGCUGGGGCCGGGAGGGGAACCCAUGGUCAACCUGGCGAGCAUCCAGAACUGGAUCGCCAACGUCGUGUCUGAAACCAUCCAACAGAAGCAGAAUGAGAUGAGCCUGCCGCCUCCGUCCCGGGCAGGAUCGGAGUUCGGCUUCGGACGAGGUUCGGCGAGUGUGAUCUCCAGCCGGGGACGAGACGAUGACAAGGCGUCCUUGUUGAGCGGCGCGCCCUACUCCAGCGCUCUGUACCAGGGGCGUGGCAAGGCUGCGGCGUCGGUGCUCUCAGGAGGCGGGUCGAGCAGCGUCUCAGGUCUCAGCGGUAGAGGGUCGGCGUUCAGCUCCACCCUCGGCUCCACCCUGGGCUCCAAGAAAAACAAGAUCACCACCACCAGCGUGCCGCUCUUCAGCCUCUUCCAGGACCAGGUGGACCUGGGGAAGCUGGACGCCAUGGACAAGGAGAUCAAGUCUGAGAUGAGGGGCAAGAUGGCGACCUACGAGAAGAAGAAGAUCCUGGAGGACAACAGGCGCAGCACUUUGUACAAGAAGAAGAAACCGAAGGAGGAUGAAGAGGAGGAGGAGGAGAGUAAGAGGAGGGAGGAGGAGUUCCUGGAGGAGGCAAAGAAACCAGAGAAACCUACGAGGUCGUACGGUUUGUCCGGAUGUCUGAAUCUCAAAACGGCUCUGGAGAAAGAUAAGAACACCAGCAUCGACGAUUGGCUGAAGAGCGUCCGACCUCCUCCUGGGAAAAUGGCGUCCGUAGCAGAAGCCGGCUCGUCGGAGGAUCCCUACGACGAUCUGGACGCCUCCGCCUCUGAGUUUGAAUUCUCCAGCCGCAGGGCGUCCUACGCUGUUGAGGAGGAAGAGGAAACGUACAGCUCCAGAUACAGAUCCAGGUUACGAGCCGACGUGGCGAGCGAAGACGCAGAGUUCUCCUGUAACGGCUACAGCCAGCGCCGGGCGGGGGGGUCGUACGGGGACGAGAGCGCCGAGGGGACGGAGAGCUACGCCCACCUCGCCACCAAAAGCAAAUCCGUGCACCGCUCUCAAUUCGAAAGCAGCGAGACCAAAGCGAGGAGCAGCAGGAGAGUGCAAGCCAAGGACCAUGCUGGUGAAGAAGAGGAGGAUGACAUCGCCACCUUCAUCGCACAAACCAGGCAGAGGGUCUGA